This is a messenger RNA of Styela clava, 2047 nucleotides long. NCBI's taxonomy places the organism in Eukaryota, Metazoa, Chordata, Ascidiacea, Stolidobranchia, Styelidae. The record is from RefSeq and is a predicted model, not a curated record.
UCAUCAUUUAUAACUUUUAUAAAGGACUCACUAUCUGUGAAGAUCUUCCACAAUUCAGAAAAUGGCUGAUUUUAAAAAAUCUGCAAAGAUUACCCACUCAUUGAAUGUACUCACGUCCUUCAAUGAACUAAAACAAUCUGACUGCCUUUGUAACUUCACAAUCAAAGUUGGUGACAAAUCUUUUAAAGUCCAUCGAGACCUGCUUGGCGCAGUAUCAAAGUACUUCAAAGGCAUGUUUUCAAGUAACAUGGUUGAGGCUCGGAAUGGUUUUGUCAUUAUGAAAGACAUCUGUGCUGAUGCUGUAGGGCAGUGUGUUGAUUUCAUGUAUACUGGUGAAGCAAAUCCAUCGAUGGAAUCUGUUGAGAAUACUUUGUAUGCUUCCCACUUAAUGCAGCUUGAUGUAUUAUCAAGUAUAUGCUUUAAUUUCAUGGAAAAUAAUCUGUCAGUGCAGCAUUGCCUUCUUGUGGUCAGGUUGGCAAGACUUCAUGAUCGUACAAAGUUACAAACCAUUGCUGAGCGAUUCAUUGUGGAUAAUUUUGAGUCUCUGAUUUUGGGUGGAGAUUUUUUACAUCUGAGCAAAGAAGAACUUGUAUUUUAUCUGCAAAAGUUGGAUGGAAAUCAUGAAAUAGUUUGGCAUGCUGUGAAGAGAUGGAUUUCAAACAAAGAUGAAAAAAUUGGAUCAGAAUUGAUGGAGACUUGUCAUUUUGGAGAGUUUCCUUAUGAAUUUUUGCUCACUGAUCUGUUGAAUGAUUCUUUGGUAGAAAGUUCUCCAGAUGCAAAAAGUUUUGUCAUCGAAAAAUUGCUUUCGAAUAUCGAUGGGUUGAAAGAGUAUUUGUCUCUUGACACUUUAUUCAUUUUGAAGAAGAUUAAUCGGAUCGAAAACCAAGUUUGCUCAGAGAAUGUCAGAAAAAUAAUCAAUGAAUUUAUGGCUCAGAAUUUUGAACAGAUUGUACCGAUGGAUGAAUUUAUCGAAUUGGGAAAAGAUGAAAUUAUUUUCUUGUUCAAAUCUCGGGAAACGAAAUAUUCUUCAGAGAAAAUUAAAUGGGAAACUGCACUAAAGUGGACCAAACAAAGACGUCAUAAUCAGAAAAUUUUUUCAGACUUGUUCGAGUUGAUAAAACUUGAGGAAUUUUCUGAGAAUUUUAUUCGGCAAACAGUUAGAAAUGAACCUUUAGUUAAAGAGUCGCAUAAGUGUAAAGAUUUAUUGCUUGAUGUUGUCUAUGCCAGGGCCCCUGUGGCUCAACUGGUCCCACAUAUUGCUGUAUCAACAAAGACUGGUUUGAAGGCUCUGAAUCUCCAAACAAAUCAAUGGUCUAGUUUGCAGUUAGAUUAUGAAGUUGACAUUUAUCUUGUCAAUGCUGAGGGAAGAUUGUAUGCUUCAGAUGGGAAUGAAUUGUGUUUGCUACAAGAUGGCCGAUGGAUUAAAAAAGCCAAAGUUGAAAAGAAGGGUGAUGGAUGGGAUAAUAUGGUUUAUCUCAAGGGUGGGAUUUAUGGUAUUAGCCGUGAACAGCAUACAAUGCGAUAUGACAUUGCUAAAGACAGAUGGGAUAAGAAUUUGCCUUCAUGUCCACUUGGUUAUGGUUAUUCUGCUGCUGCCUCUGAUGAGUUUAUAUAUGCGAUGGGAGGUUGGCCAACAGAAAGAGAAGCAAAAGUAUACGAUCCAGAAACGAAUAAAUGGUCUUCCCUGCCACAGAUGAUUCAAGCAGCAUAUAUUAGUGCAGCAGUCGUUUUUCAAAGUAUGGUUUAUGUACUGGGAGGUUGGAAUUUGAUCAGCACUCACAACCUUGUUCAAUGUUAUAAUCCGGUUGUUCGCUCAUGGACAGAAAUUGCAAAAAUGAAGAUGAAUAGAGGUUGGUUCAGUGCAUGUGUUGUUGACAAUAAAAUGUUUGCAGUUGGUGGUGCUAAAGGUAAAGGCCGGACCAAGGAUUCUAUUGAAACCUUCAAUAAAGAAAUCGGUGAAUGGAAAAUAGUCUGUAAAAUGGAUCGGCCUAAUGGGGCAGGAUGGCCUGAGGUAGAAUGGGUUUAUUGCUGUUGCUAUGCUCGAUAG